AAACUCACCAGAUACCACUUUGACCUCUCCUGCACGCACCACCAUGACAAAAGUCAAAGUCAAAGGCAAAGCUGCUGGGAAGAGAGGAAGAUCAGGAAGAUCAGCACAGCAACACUCUGCAAAAGAGUCAAAGAAACCAAAAUUGAUCACACUAAGAGCCUCCCAGUCAGAAGAGAGUGACAAUGAAGAAGAGGAACCUGAUGUACCACGUGAUGACGAUGAGAACAGUACAAGUGCGUUUGUGCCGGCCAGUCUGUGCUCACCCAAACCUGUGGUCCCAGAGGUGGAGGAGACCAUGGAAGAGCUUGACAUUUUGACCCACAUGCCUGAUGUGUUGGGUAUGUCCAAGAAUGCACUGUGCCCUGAUGCCUCAUGUGAGCAAGUACAAAAUGAAAGCGGCACUGUUGAACCCUGUGAGCAUCAGCUGGACCUGCUUGUUGAUGUAAUUGACUUCCUUUCGGAACAUACAGAAACAUCAGAGGAUGAAGGCUACAACGAGGCUGCUCAAACCUUGUUGGCAUUUGGAAAUCUGGCUAAUCUGUCCCAACCGACACAGAGUCAGGCAUCUAUGUCAGAUCACACAUCAAAAAUUGAAAGUCAAUGCAUUGAUGUAGAGUCUUCUUUGCAACUGGAAGAAUGCCCUCUGGCAGUUUCAGAACCAUCAACAACUGAAGUCAGCCCAACAGUACAGCUACCAUCAUCUCAUACUUCUGACAUACAGACAUUUACAUCUAGUGGGGAACUGUGUAGCAAACAAGAGAAGUUGUCACCUCUCAGGAAGGGAAGGUUUUCUAAGAUAAAACCUAAGCCUAACCUUGGUUCAAGGACUACAAAACUGCGCACACAGACUGUUGGUGGUGGUAUAGAAACCAAACAGGUUGAAUUUGAGACCACAAUAACCAGUCUGCCCCAGUUUUCAGAGCAACUGGAACCCACUUGGGCUGUGUCUGAACCAUCACAUGCUGAAAGCAGACCAACAGACGAUCCAACAAUAGUGAUGCCAUCGUCCUGUAUUUCUGAUAAACAAGUGAGCUAUGAAAAAUGUGGCAUACUGGAAACAGUCAUGUCUCCAAAACUCACAACAACUCCAGAGAGCUUAUCUUUGACUAAGGAGGAAACGGCAAUAAAACAAAAUGUCCUUUGUGAUUUAAGGACCACAGAACAAAUUGUUGAAGAAAGGGCACAGGUUUAUGAUGACAUUACAAGAACCAGUCAGCUCAGGUCUUUAGAAUGUCAGAAAGACUCUACUCAGCCUGUCUCAGAACAAUCCAACACUAAAAAUGUAACAUUACUCAGCACACCGAAUGAGAUGCCGGAAUCAUACAUUUCUGAAACACAAGUCAUCAAACCCAGUGAUGAACUUGAUUCGCCGAGUUCUAAAAAUCCUGCAAUGCCAAGAAAAGGAAGACUUUUCAAGCUUAAACCUAAGCCAAACAUUGAGUUUGCCUCAAGGGCUACAAAAAUGUCUUCAAAGUCAAGUGUUACCAAUAAGGAAAAAUGGCAGAUUGAGAGUGGAUUUGCAGCAACAGUUAAGCUUCAGCCACCUGCACUUUCAAUCUCAGAAUCUGUGACAGUAUCAUGUGAAGACAGCCCCCAGGCAUCAUUGACAUUUAAGAGCCAGGGGACAGAAAACUUUGAAACCAGUCAUUCACAAGAACAAACAGAGCUUGGAUCGCAAAGCAAAUUUCAAACACAUUUAGGCCACUUACAAGAGACAUGUGGUACACCAUCUGUCCAAUGUGCAGAGAAACAACCAAACCAACUCAAACCUGUUAAGAGUACAACUGUAGAGCUUGGAAACAUGCAUUCAACCCAUUCUUCAGAAGAGGAUAAAACUGCAAACGCCAGGCCUGUUCAGCAGUCACAGCCAGCCUUGGAAAGCUCAAAACUUAGUACGCCUCAAAGAAGGCGAUGGAUUCCAAAGGUUAAACCCAAUUUAGUGUUAUCACCCCGAACUAUAAAGUCAAAAGAGGAGUCUAAAGAAAAGAGCCAUGCAACUGUAAAAUCAAGUACUGUAGCUGCAACAUCUAAACAACAAACCCUUCAGGACUCUUCAACUGUACCACAUGAGUACAAAUCAGAAAAUGCUGAACCAACCUCAUCAAGUGCAGUCGCUUCAAACUUGGGGAUUUCAAUGGGCACCAUGGACACAACACAACAGGUUUCAAGUGAAUUAAAAACAAAUACCACAAAUAUCAAAUCAGCUUCUAUCUCUGAGCUGGAAUGUGCAACAUUUGAUUCCAGCAAAAGUGUGCAACAACCUCAGGAUACCAUUCUUAAUAAUACAGGCAUUUGUAAAAACAGCAAAGCCAUUUGCAAUAUUCACCCGGAAACCUCUGAAAUCUCCACUGGUCAUCCAAGACCAGUAGAUGGUGCUGUAGAACCUUCUAGUCUUCAACACAAUAAGGCUGCAGCUGCCCAGCCUUCAGGCUCCAAUAAUCCGCAGGACAGUUCUAUACAGAGCAACUUCCAAUACCAGAAUCUAUUUCCCAGCAUGUUUCCAGAUCACAUCCCAUCUGAUCCAGAUGAGCCAUUUUUCAUUCUCUCUCUGACUGAGAUACCAGUCUGUCCAGUAGGGGAAGCCGUGGAGUCUGCACCCAAGUCUUGUCUUCCUCUACCAGUAAUGGAGGCACAGGAAAGAAAUCCUGUUGAGCCUGUGGUGCCACCUGCUCCAGGAAUUGACAUCUCUCUCUCUAACAUUCACAUUCCAACACCAGAAAAAGCAGCUCUUAGAUCUGACCAUAUUUCUGUAGAAGAGUAUUUGCCAUCUGCACCCUCUUUUGACAUAAGCAUACUGGAAGAGCAUCAAGAAAAGCCUUCAGUUCGAAGACUAAUUUUACCAGAGGCAGGGGACAAUAGGAAUAGUAAUAUAAUGAAUACUUCACCAACAGGGAGCCAUAUUGCCGUUGGAGGUGCUGUUGAUACGAAAACAAACAGUAGAAGACUGACGAGAAAGGCUGCUGCCAAGGAAGCAACCAAGCAUACAGACAUAACCCAGCAUCUUGCACAAGUUGAAAGAAGUGUAGAGAAGAUUCCACGUAAUAUUGAAAGUGCAUCGCAGAAAGAAAGUGAUGGCUCUUCAGUGACCAGUAAAAUAAAGAGGAAGUCUGCUGAGAAAAGUGGGAAUAAAGGGCAAAAUAGGAAAAACUUUAUAUCAAAUGAAGCUAAAAUUGACAACUCACAACAGACAAAAUCUGCAACAGUAAAAUCACCUGAAGUACUUUCUCUGGACAGUUUGAAAGAUUCCUUGUCAUGCAGCACAGUCCCGGGGUCAACACAAGAGUCUAACCAACAAAGCAGUUUACAUGGUACAUAUGAGCUUUUUGUCUCCCAAAGUGACUCGAUCGAGAGCAGUCUUUUAGAGGAAGAACCCACCAAUGUGUCACAGUAUUUCAUCAGUGACGUCUUUACAGAAGUGGAAAGUGAUGAUUGUCUAGUCACUGCAAAAUCAAAUAAUACUGGCACUGGGCAAACGGCAGAGACAACAAGAAAUAAAAGGGAAAAUAGAAAAACUGUCAAUGAGCCACGUUGUCCACUGGAGGGAUCACUUGAAGUUUUGGAAGAGCAACUCCCAGAAGUGUCAGUUACUAAAGAAGAAACUUCCUUAGUUAGUUCAGUUAAAAUUCCAUCUGCAUUCUCUGUCAUUGAAACCACAUUGGAUCUCAGCCAAGCAGGCACUAAAAAAACAAGAGGGAAAGCAAGUUCUAAUAAAAAAAACAAAGCCCCAUGUGAAAGCUUAAAGUCACAAAGGAAAUUUAAAGAGGCGUUAAAAUCUCCUGAAGCGAUUUUCAUUGAUACAUUGGAAGAAACUGAGUCAACCAGCUCCAUGGUACAACCUCAAGAACAGCGGAGGAGUCUGCGAUGUGCCACAGAGUUUCCACUGUCUAAAAAUGACUCAGAUGUGAUCAACUUAUUGGAUGAAGAACUCACCAGUGUGUCCCAAUAUCGAGUAGAGGAUGCUUUCGCAGGGGUGGAAAGUGGCAAUAGUUCAGUCACAGGGAAAUCGAAUAAAGAAAAAGCACCAGCUCAAACUUCAGAAACAAGAGGGAAAACCAGUCAUAAAAGAAGAACAAAAACUUCAAAUGGUCCCCCAUGUGCGCAACAUGACCCACUGACUGAAGGACAAUCAUCAGAAGCAUCAGUUGCUAAUGAAACUGAAAAAAAUGUGAAUCUAAACCAAUCUCAAACAGAGAAGACUAAAGGAAAAGAGCAAUACAAUAGGAAUAAUAAAGCCACUUUUAAAGCCAUGGGAUCACAGCCUCAAAUGCAACGUAUAGCAGCACUAAAGUCCCCUCAAACUCCUCAUACCAGAUCUGCCAUGGAUCAGCCUCAGCUUCCACUCCCCCAUCAAAGUGACACAAAGGAGAGCUCUGAUGAUGAACCAACCAAUGUGUCACAGUAUUUCCUAAGUGACGUUUUUACAGAAGUGGAUGAGGAUUUAAGGUCGUAAGUUAGACACUGGAUCAAGACCUACUUUUCCUGUUUUAUUAAAUUUUUGUUGUGUUGUAAUUUAUUAUGAUUUCAUGUUUUACCUUCAAGUUUGUAUAGUACUAUGUACAGUAUGCACAGUAGGCCUAUAAUUGGUCAGAAACAUCAAGUUAUUUCUCAAAGUGAAUUUAUAGCAAGAAAUUGUUAUAUUUUAUUAAAAAGGAAGUUGUAAA
Boleophthalmus pectinirostris (great blue-spotted mudskipper) is the source of this 4661-nucleotide messenger RNA. RefSeq lists its product as uncharacterized. The record is from RefSeq and is a predicted model, not a curated record. The transcript has 21 exons. NCBI's taxonomy places the organism in Eukaryota, Metazoa, Chordata, Actinopteri, Gobiiformes, Gobiidae. The coding region runs from base 44 to 4450 and encodes 1468 amino acids.